This is a messenger RNA of Penicillium verrucosum, 291 nucleotides long. RefSeq lists its product as uncharacterized. The record is from RefSeq and is a predicted model, not a curated record. NCBI's taxonomy places the organism in Eukaryota, Fungi, Ascomycota, Eurotiomycetes, Eurotiales, Aspergillaceae. The transcript has a single exon. The coding region runs from base 1 to 291 and encodes 96 amino acids.
AUGGCCACACACACAGAAUCAUAUUCAACACUGCCAUCAGCUCGACAAAGCAAAAUGAAAAUCGACGCCUUACUGAACCCAGGCGAUGAAGAAAUCUCUCCACGAACCCAACACGCCUCAAUCCCACCAUCCCACCGCCACAGUUACCACUAUCAAGCCUCACCAAGCUUCCCCCAAGCCCAAACUACUGGUACAACCGCUCCUACCACGACACCAGCCCAGGCGCACUCUCAAACACAACAACGGCAACAAACCAGAGCACCAGCACAAACGCAAGCCACCACAGCGUAA